CCGGGAGAUGCUGAAGGCGGCCUACGCCGAGGAGGAGGCGGCCGGGGACCACGCGACAUGCCUGUCCAUCGGUUGUCUUCUCACCUAGAUGGACUUCCACCGCAACGUUCCCCACGAAGAAACCACGGAGUUUGGCCCCAAGUCCUUCACCUACGGGCCCGUGCCGUUCGAGGCCAAGAGCGACGACACGGCGCAGGUCUACUCCGUCACCGUGAAGGGGAUCAAACCGGAGCUCGGGUUCCAGUGGCCGCUCGAUGUGUACGGCUUCGUCGCGGUUCGGGACAACCUAGAUUGCAAGCGGAACAUCAUCUUCCGCCGCGACAGGAACAACUGCCAGAGGCUGACUGCGGAGGACUCAGCCUUGGUGUUAACUGGUCCUAACCGUGCUGUGCUUGCGGAAGAUAUUAUGAACUUUGAGGUCGAACUAAGAGUCAAGGGUAGUAGGGAGUCCGAAGACAAAAUCCUAAGCUUCCUGGUCAUUGAGCAAAACUGUAUUUUGGCUACAUCUUCAUAUGGUAAGCUUUAUAGAGAGACACACACCAACAAGUAUUGCACGACAGAAUUGCUGUUCUCUCAACUUAGAGAUGCAGUGGAAGCAACAGUUGAUGUCAAAGUUGUGGAAGGGUCAUGGAGUCAGGAUUUCUGCCUACAGUUUAUUGCGCGCACUAAAAGUUUCCCAGAUGUUGAUUUUGUGCUGUUUGAUCCUCGAGGAGGCAUGGUGGUGAGUGAUGAAGGUGUGAUCCAACUUUCUCGGUCAGUCGUCACAGUGGAAUCAGACGGUGAGCUCCAACUUACUGUAGAGGCUCGAGGACCUGGUAGCAGUGCAGUUGUUAUCAGUGAUACAGUGAGCCUUACUCCAAAAAGAUUUGGCACAACAGAUGAGUGUUUAAACGUUGGGUUCUGCAAGAUGGAGGUCUGCGUGUCCUGGUCACUUCUCUUACCAUUUUUCUAAGAUAAUCCAGAAUGUUCCUCGGGCUGCAGCUUUGGAUUCGUCUAAGUUUAUUAUCUACAGCAUUCCUGUAAUAGAAGUGAUGAGUUAUGACCUUGUAAUGCAGUUUCUUCAGUGCUAGCUGCUACUUGUAGUUUGUAAUCGACAUGACUUUUCUGUCCCUUGGCAUUUUCCUAACAACUCCUAUAUUAUCCUCGUAUCCUGAUGUUACUGGUGUUUACAAAAAUUUACUAUGUAGCUUUGGAUGACAUUAUGCUAAUAAGUUUUUGUAAAUCA
Messenger RNA from Panicum virgatum (switchgrass), 1225 nucleotides. RefSeq lists its product as uncharacterized. The record is from RefSeq and is a predicted model, not a curated record. Lineage: Eukaryota; Viridiplantae; Streptophyta; Magnoliopsida; Poales; Poaceae. The transcript is spliced from 3 exons. The coding region runs from base 89 to 952 and encodes 287 amino acids.